Aureobasidium subglaciale EXF-2481 is the source of this 990-nucleotide messenger RNA. RefSeq lists its product as uncharacterized. Bases 110 to 769 code for a protein of 219 amino acids. Gene Ontology annotation, biological process: pyridoxine biosynthetic process. The record is from RefSeq and is a predicted model, not a curated record. Gene Ontology annotation, molecular function: pyridoxamine phosphate oxidase activity; FMN binding. The transcript has a single exon. Lineage: Eukaryota; Fungi; Ascomycota; Dothideomycetes; Dothideales; Saccotheciaceae.
GGCUGUGAUGACUCACCUCGUAUCGCACCAGACGCAAGCAGUGUCUCUCACUUGGAUACAGCUUGACACUUGUCACCCGUCUUUCCACGAGCUUUUGAUUCAGACUAUCAUGACCACUACUCAAGCUCUUCUUCGAGGUCUGCCUUCGCUUAAAGGCCCAUUCCGUCCGCUGGAUCUUAGCACGUUUCCACCGGGCCCUCAUGAAGCUUUCAUCAACUGGCUCAAAGAUGCAAUCGACAAUGACAUCAAGGAACCCCACUCCAUGACUCUCUCGACAGUCGACGAAUACGGAUAUCCGGAUGCUCGAGUUCUCAUCCUCAAGAACCUUGACCAUCGCGGAUGGCAUUUUGCAAUCAAAGCAGACAGCCCCAAAGGCAGACAGAUUCUGAACAACCCUGCGGUCGCGUUGACGUUCUACUGGCCCUACGUCGGCCGCCAGAUCCGCAUCAGAGGUACAGCCACUCAGUUGCCGGCUGCGGAGAGUGCCAAUGACUUUCUGGAGCGGCCGAUUGGGUCGAAGGUCACAGCUCUGGCGUCGAAGCAAAGUGAGAUAUUGGAAGAUGCGGGAGAGCUGCAACGAGAGCUUUGCAAUGCACAAGAGAAGAUGAAGUCGGAACCAGAAUAUGUGUCUCCUGGAUGGACUGUAUUCGCCGUUGCACCCCGUAGUGUUGAAUUUUGGCAAGGUGCGACAGACCGCAUGCAUCAGAGAUUGCGAUAUGAGACUUUGAAUGCCGGUAAAGAGUGGAGUAAGGAUGUGUUGUAUCCUUGAAUUGUUUUUUUAUCCGGAUGUCAACAUGAAUGUUGCUUGAGCAAGUGCUUUAAUAGAACUUGGGACAUCCUCUGGUGCUAGAUAUGAAGCGGUUCGUGAUCGUUUAAUCAUUGAGCUACUCUCCAGAGAUAUUACUGUGACCCGAACACCGAAAAGCGGAAUGCGUAGUCGAAACAUGGGCGUUUGUUGGCUGUGAGAGCCGCGAGAUUGCGCCAAAACCA